Dreissena polymorpha is the source of this 13339-nucleotide messenger RNA. RefSeq names its product E3 ubiquitin-protein ligase MYCBP2-like. NCBI's taxonomy places the organism in Eukaryota, Metazoa, Mollusca, Bivalvia, Myida, Dreissenidae. The transcript has 78 exons. Gene Ontology annotation, molecular function: zinc ion binding. Gene Ontology annotation, cellular component: nucleus. The coding region runs from base 133 to 13302 and encodes 4389 amino acids. The record is from RefSeq and is a predicted model, not a curated record.
UUCAAUAUCCAAAAUGUCGACUGUGAAACGAAAGUUGUUCAAAAUAUAAUAAAUUAUGAUUUAAACAUUGAUGUUAACACCAGCUCUCACAAGCUGUAAGUGAGAAGUUUACGCGAAUCAAGAUAUACGUAUAUGAUGGCAGCUGCAACUAUUUUGCCAUCGACAAGAAGCGAGUUGGACUCGUUUUUGAAGGGAGACAUCUUGGGCAAAAAAUUUCACGAAGUAUUUCAAAUAACCGAAGAACCCGUUGCUGCAAAGAAGAAACCAGAGAAGAAACCAAAGAAGUCAAAACAUAAAGGGAAAGAGAAACAGUUAAAGCGAGAUGAGAGCCAGGAGGAAGUCCCCGAGACGCCGGUCACUAACUUGGAGCUUCAUGGUAACCCAUCUCCGUUCACGGUGUACGCCCUUGUACGCCAGGCUCUGCUGGAGAAAUGCAUGAAGGAGGCCACCAAGGUGUACCAGAGGUCCAGCGCAAGUCUCUCGGACUCUGAGGCAGAGGAGGACGGGGAGGAACGUGGAAAAGACGGCGUAGUGCGCAUACCAAAGGUUGUGGGCCUGGGUCUGUUUGGCCUGUACGAGCUGGUGCGGGCGACCAGUGAAGAAUACCCGGAGCUGUGUGUGCGGGCGCUGCGGGCUCUACUGGACAUGCUGCAGGGACAGCUGCCUGAGAGCAUGAAACACGAGCCUGCUGAUGUCAUUGAGGGACUGUUCCAGCUGUUGAUGGACAUUGCCACCCACGCAGGCCCAGACAUCGUUCACGAGGGUCAGUCCCUGACCUCCCUGGCAUGCUCGGCCCUGAUCAGCCUGGUGAUAUCCCUGGGGGACACAGGCAAGCUGCUCACAGCCGUGUCUGCUCUUCUCAUGAGCACUGGCUCCAUGGCAUCACAGUAUAUCAAGGUUCCUGCUGUUCUAACGUUGCUACAGAAGAGCGUACAGGCAGUGCUGCAGGGUAAGACCCACCUGCCAGACUGGUUCUCUCACGGUGUCAAGGAGAAGUCCAGAUUGUUCUCAUUCAGACUGGAUGAGAUUCCACCAGUGACAUCACCAGGGAGUCAGGGUAUAUCUGCAGUGACCAGUGAUGGCAGAUUCCUGUACAUCCAUUGUAGACAGGGAAUGUUCCGAAUAGGAUCUGGCUAUGGGGGCACACUGAAGGGUCACAUCUAUGGGUUCCGAGAGAUGUUGCCAGCCAAGUCCACAGUAUGGCUCGGCUUUGCUGCAGGCAUGCUGCUGUGCAGGAUAGACAACUCGUCCCAGCUGUGUACAAUCAACACGGACACCCUGGAUGUGGAGAGCCUAUGUGAAAUGGACGGCAAUGGUGUGGCCCCCUGUGCCAUGUUCUGUGACGGAGCUCAUGUUGGUCAGAUAAGGGCUUCCAAAGAUGAUAGUUUUGUUGUGCGAAUGUUUGAUCCUCAUAAGUCCCCGAUGGAGGUUGUUAGUGAACUGCCCUUGAAACUCACAAGGAAAUGUGUGGAUGCAUUCGGACUGGAUAACACAGAUGGCGGAAACAAUGAAAGGAAAACAGUCUUGACCGGAUAUGAUGAGGAAAUCUCGUUUAUCUGUGCUGGAAAAGAAUUUGGCUUGGUCAGAACCGUUGGAAACAAGGUUCUGUACACGGGCAAGUCCACAGCUGUGGGGAUCAAACAGGGGGGCCCUGCCCCUGGCAAGUGGGCGGAGCUGCCCAUCACCAAGUCCCCCAAGAUCGCCCAGGUCGCCGUGGGUCACGAGGGUCAACACGCCCUCCUGGUGACAGAGGAUGGCAGUGUGUUUUUUGUAGGAACGCCCCGGCGAGGGGAGGAUGGGGAUACUAGCAUGUCCAAAGGUCGACGUCAACCAAAAGCGGUGAAGCCAAAGAAGAUGAUUCGUCUGGAGGCAAAACACGUGACACACGCGGCGUGCAAUAACGGCAGCAGUGCAGUAAUCACCAAGGAUGGAGGAGUGUAUAUGUACGGCAAGGACACUGCGCACUGUCAUCAGUCCAGUGGUCAUGUGACAGACCUCAAGGACCAAGUGGUGACCCAGAUCUGCCUGGGUAAGGCCCACGCCAUCGCGCUAACCAACAAGGGACGCAUCUACACCUUCGGCAUCAACAACAAGGGACAGUGUGGACGAGACUUCAACCCUGCUGCAAUCAAAGAUGUUGGCAGCCAGAAUGUGAAUAUGGCAGAGGAGGAGGAAGAGGUGGACAUGGAGUCAGUCAUGUGUGCACCAGGCAAACACAAGUGGAAGCUGGAUCAAUGUAUGGUGUGCUACGUGUGUGGAGAGUGUACGGGGUACGGGCUGGGCUGUAUCAACUCGGGCCGCAGGAAGGACAGGAACCCCGGCAUGCCAUGCGGGUGUGGUGCGGGUGAGGCGGGCUGUACUGAGUGUGGGGCGUGCCGGACCUGUGCUGGAGAGCAGCCUGACGGGGAUGAGGCCGACGUGGAACUCCUAGGCAAGGCAGGCAAGCCCGGGGCCUUCAAUCUCCCCAAGGACUACCUGCCCAAGGACCUGAUGCAUCUGAACAUUAUCCUCGGUGAACGCCUAGGAAGGGAAGCCAAGAAAUCAGGGCCCCUGGCUGAACUGUUUGCCAAGAUGGAACGCUCCAGGUCACAGAAGAACAAUGUGAAACUGCAGCAAAAGUUCAGAAAAGAAGCGGAUGCUGAACAGGAUGGUGAGCAGAGCAACAAGAUUGUCAGUCUGCCUCCCCAGGAGAUACCAAUAGGCACAGGGGAUGUGGCCAUACAGCAAAUAGCAUGUGGCAUGCACCAUAAUGUGUUGCUGCUACAGAACGGAGAGGUGUACACCUUCGGCAGUAACCAGUAUGGACAGCUUGGACUGGGGGACACCCUGACAAGGGGCCUACCCACCAAGGUUCCCCUUCCCAGUGUGGCCCAGCAGGUUGCAGCAGGAAGUCAGCACACGGUCAUACUGCUAGCUAAUGGGCAGGUGCUCACAUGUGGCAACUACCAGAAAGGAGCAUUGGGUCGCCAGAACAUGGAGGAAGGGGCCAAGUCCAAGAUGAGCUAUUGGUACGCCCUGCCUGGGCCUGUACCGGGAGUGGGUGCCAGGUUUGGUCGGCGUGCCAUGUGGGUGGGGGCCAGUGGUGACCAGACGUACAUGAGGAUUGAUGAGUCACUCAUUAAUGCUCACAUCCUCUCAUCCUCCAAGGUUUUUGCUAACAACACAACCAUCGGCCUAAUCCCGAUGGGUGAAGACAAUGCAGGCAUCAUGAAGUGCCUCAUGAUCAACAAGGGAGACGGCAACUGUCGCAGUUUUGGCAGCGGAGAGCAGGUUGACCUGUCAACGAAGGCCGUUUGUCUGGACCCUGUGUAUGACGUGCUCUGGAGUUUCAGUCAGGAGAGUAAUGAGGUGGAGUGUUACAACGUGAUAUCUGCGGAGGCACGUCCCCUCAAACAUGAAGACUGUGACAUCAAUGAGAUCUUUAAGCCAGAAUUUUCUGUGCCAACACGAGGCAAUGCUGAGGCUACACGGUCUCACUGUGCACUGCAUGUCUUAGGUUGCCUGGAUACAUUGACCCUGGCAAGACAGAACAAUCUGACAGUGCUGGAGGAGUCAAAGGAGAAAGCAGCCACCAGCAAGGUGUACAACAAGGACGACUUCUCCAUUGUCAACAGGUUUGAAAAUCACGGAGGUGGUUGGGGCUACUCCGGCCACUCUGUGGAGGCCAUCAGAUUCAUGUGUGACACGGACAUCCUGCUUGGGGGCUUCGGGCUGUUUGGUGGAAGGGGAGAGUACUUUGGGCGCAUCAAGCUGUAUGAGCUGGGGCCGGAGGGAGGUGACAAUGAGGGAGAUGGAGAGCUGCUGGCAGAAACAGAGGAGGUUGCCUUUGAGUGUGCAGCAAGAGAGAAGCACCCGAUGCUGUUUGAGGAGCCCCUACUGCUGCAGGCCCACAGCUGGUACGUGGCCCUGGCCAAGAUCUCUGGGCCCAGCAGUGACUGUGGAUCGAAUGGGCAGCACACGGUUACCGGCGAGGACCAGGUUGUGUUCAAGUUCAAGGGCUCCAAGAAGUCCAACAAUGGUACUGACGUGAAUGCAGGACAGAUCCCCCAGCUGCUGUAUCGCCUGCCCUCGCGUGACAAUACGACUGUCUCGAGGAAAUCUGAGUCGGCUGAGACUGCACAUAUUCUCAGCCAGGAGUUCUCAACUACAGUCUCACCAGAGAGUUUCAAGGCACUAUUGCGGCUGCUGGAUUGGAGUUGGAACACGUUCCACUCUAUCGCCCAGGACCUGGACAUGUCACACGGCAGCUCCCACCUGGGGGCCGUCACAGACCUACAGAAACUUGUGUACAUCUGCCGUGCAGCGCUCAGGCUGCUGAAGAUGUUCGUAACAGAAAUAUACCCAGACGGAACCCUUGUCAAGAAGGUCACCACAGAGACAGAAAACCUCGCUCAGUGUGUAGGUAGCACACAAGACCUGCUACGCAGAAUUCUUGCAGAGGAAUUUAACUCGGACAAAUUCAAGAUUUUUGCAUCGGAAGAACCACCAGGGGCACAGAUUGCGUCUACAUACGUGAACAGCAUACUGAACGAAUGCCACCUGACGUUCCGUCAGUGCUUCCACGCAUUCUACCCUACAGGCUCACUCAAAUGGCUGUGCCUGUGUGAUCUGCUACAGAAUCUUGAGUUGAACAUGACUAAUGCGAGUGGUUACGGCCGUCUGCUGGCAGCCAUCAUGGAGGCCAUGUGUCACCCAACCAUCAAGCUCACGUCACUCAUGCCGAUCAAUUUCGAGCCGCAGACCGAGGAGAUCCUCCGUAAGCAGUCCACCGCCAAUGUGAUGAUGGAUGACAACACCAACAGUGUGGCCAGGCUGGGAGACAUUCACCGCUUCCCGCUACUGGUCGAUCACAUGACCGAGAGGAUUGGGACCUCCGGCCUAGGUAGCAGCCACAUCACGUUCAAGGAGGUCCUGGACCGUCUGCUGUACAUUGUGUCCUACCCGGUACGACAGAGCCUCGCGCAGGACCAGACCUCAUACCCACCGGUCCUAGUGGCCAACACCUGCGCCCUCCUCUCUACCAUCGUCAGUGAACUGGCUGCCACGGCAACUGGCCUUGAGACUGAUGUAACCUCCACUACACGUCCCCUGCUGGUGACCCCUAACCGGUUCACGCGCACCAGUCAGACUGCGUACUGGAACACGGGCAAUGGUUCCCCGGACGCUAUUGAGUUCAUGGUGGACAAGCCGGGUACCGUGAUAGCCGGGAUAUGUCUGUAUGGAGGGGAGGGCUCCUAUAACUAUGAGCUGGAACUCCUUGAUGAGCAGAACCCAGGAGCCAAUAAUGAUCAGUCACAUACCCAGCGUUGGCACAGCAUUGAAACAGUGAAAGGGGCGUAUGGACCAGAUGACUGUGUCAACGAUAUCGCAGAGGUCAAGCUGGAGAGACCCAUACCUAUCAAGGAGGGUGUAAAGUACGCCCUUCGUUUGAAGAAUCACGGUCAGCAGAGGACGUUCAACGGGGACGGAGGGGUCAGCAAGGUCAAGUGUCCAGAUGGAACGACCUUCACCUUCACAGCCUGUUCCCUUAGCAACAAUGGAACCAACCAUAUGAGGGGCCAGAUACCCCAGAUACUGUACUACAGCGCGCCCCAGGAGGGAGAGCACCACCAGCAGAGCUCCAAGAACCUUGCCGAGCUGCAGGCUCGUAAGAAUGCCAUCGACAUUGUGAGUGCCAUCGCUAAGCAGGUCGUAGACCUUCUUCAGCGGGCCCAGGGUCAAAGGUCAGAGGUCAUCAAGGACACGGUGGCCGGCUCCCAGCUGUUUAGGGCCCUGCUGCCCCUGUGUCUGGCCUAUAUAGGGCCCGUGGCUUCACAGGACCCAAGGAGUGCUGUGCAGGUGAUAGGAAUUGUACAGAACAUGUUGCCCCCGUUGUCAGGGCUGGUCAGUCAGGUCUACCCAGCCCCUCCCAAACCGGACCAAGGGGAGGCAACCAAUGGGGCAGACAACCUGCACCAUUACGCAGUCCUGGAGAGUGACCACCCUUACAAACCGGCCACAGUGGCUAACUAUAAGGUGACGUUCCCAGAGAGUGUCCUGUGGAUGGUCCUGGAGUUUGAUCCCCAGUGUGGCACUGCCCAGGCUGAGGACACUCUACAGCUGUAUGUGCCUGGGUAUUACAAGGGGGAGGGGUUUGCCACGCCUACUUUCCCAGGGGCAGAGGACCAGGAGGUUGCCAAGACAGCAUACUGGCCCAUACUGAAGAAGUUCCAUGGGACAAGCACAUGGCCCAAACACUCAGUGGUGAUUCCAGGCAACGAGGUGAUAUUUUCACUGGAGACGGCCUCGGACUACGUCAAGGAUGAGAAGGCUUGUUUCUAUGGUUUCAAGUGCUUCGUGGUCGGAUAUGAGUUCAACAAUGGGCAGGAGGAGACACUAAGCCAGCUGGAGAAGGAGCUGGGCUACCUGGGAGGGAUGUGUGCCUCUUCCCUGAUGCGCAAGGACAUGGUGCUGCCCCCCGUCACCAUGGAGGAACUGGAUGACGACCUUGACAUUGUGGAGGAGGCAGCAAACAUGGUAUACACGACUCACUCCCAUCUCCUGGGUAAGGGUUUUGCGCUGUCAAGACCACCCACCAUCAACCAGGCUUUGGAGGGUAACCUGCCGUUCUGCUGGCAGAGCAAUGAGCGCUCCUUCCUCAAAGACUUUGUGUCCUGCACAUCUGGCACCAGUGGAUGUAGGCUUGCCAGAUGGCUGCAGCCAGACUCGUAUGUGGACCCUCAUCUCUGCACCAUCCAGUACUCUGAGGAGGACCUGAAGUGUAGCUGGCCCAACAUCAUCACUGUGUUCACAAAGGAUCAGUACGGGCAGCUCGUCUACUGUCCUAACCUUAAGGUGGAGGUGAAGGCAGUGCCUAUAGAUGUUGAUGGUGAUGAGUUCAAGCGCAUACGGCGCAUGAGUCGACCUGACACCAGCAAUCUGACAUUCGGAGGCAAGCGUCCGCCACCCCUCGACGCCUCUUAUGAAGUCACUGUAAAGGACAAGAAAGAUGCUUACCAUGCCAUCUGCAUGAUGAAGGCGUAUGAAGACUACUCAUUUGAGGAGCUGAGGUUUGCCGCCCCCAGUGUACCCCGCCCAAGUGAGAACAUGCUGGUUCGCUCAUGUGAGGACGGCACUUACAACGCCAACUGGACCCCUAGCAACAUUGGCUUCUACAACAUCUAUGUCAGCAUUGACGGCUUUGAGACAGGUGAUGUGCACAAGGUUGAGGUUAAAGAGCCUCCACAGGGAGUCACGCCUCCCCCACAGAACAUCAAAAGGCAGCAAAGGAAACAGAUGCGAAGGUUUGUUGCAAAGAACAGUGCUGGCCUGCGCGUGCGGACCAACCCGUCCUUGCAGAGUGAACAGAUAGGCAUUGUACAACCUGAGGGGGUUGUGUCAUUUAUGGAUGAGGUACACAAUGAUGACGGUGUGUGGCUGAGACUGAGUGGGGACAGCAUCCGUGAGUGGUGCCACAAUGGAUACACGGACGCCUGGGUACUGCAGUACAACCAGCACCUGGGCAAGACCCUCCUGGUCCCUCUCGAUGAACCCAAGCCUAUGAUCGUGGAGUUGCUGACAGAGACCAUGAGGAAGUGUCAGAUGUACAGCCCCAAACCCACCAUCACCCAGCCCCUACAGGGAGGCCCAGGCACGUACGAGGUGGUCAAGUGCGGCUCGUUCGGACACAACAUCCGCAGUCGACCCAAUCUGAAGGCAACACCAGUUGGCCGAGUAACCAUGGGCAACCAGAUCACUGUUGUGGAAGAGGUUGUGAACUCUGAGGGUACGUGGGUUAAGCUGGAUGCCGACAGUAUCGAGCAGUUCUGCCAGAACAAGGAGGGAGAGGGCUGGGCACUGGCCAAAGCCGUGGACAACACUGCCUACCUGCUGCAUGAGUCCCAGCUGGGUGCCAUGGUGCAGCCUGGAACAGUCAAGGAUCCCUUUGCUUUCAACGCCCUUCCAUCACAGGUGCAGACAAGUUUUGAGUUCAGCACCCCACGCCAGGGCUACCCAAUGUUUGGACAGGAGCAGCCCCCAGUGUUUAUGGGCAACAGGAGGACUAACUCUUACGCGUUUGGUCUCUCAGGUGCAGGUGCCCAGGGGUAUGGAAGCCAAGCCAUGCCUCCACUACCAGGGUUUGGCUACCUGCCAAACUUCCAGGCCUACCAGGAUAGUGAGACAGGACGCACAUACUCCAUGCCCGUGUCAGCCACCUACCGCCCAUAUGGCAGCCCAACCCCCAGCACCCCCUUCAAUCCCCGGAGUGGUUCUCAGCUUGUGACAACCAGGGCCCCCUCCCCUGGUUCCCCCAAGUUCUCGCGCAAGGAGAUGCAGGCUAGCGGUCUGUCACAGGAGCUCAUUGGUCCCAGCAUGAAGGACCUUGUUAAAGUUCUUGGGGAGAGUCAGGCUAACGGUAAUGGUCCCACUCCAGCCCCUAGCCCACCAUCAUCCCCUCGAAGCUCCAGUCCCCAGGCAGGGGCAGACAAGCAAGGGUCGCCCAGGUCGGGCUCCCCUAUGGCCCGGAGCGGCAGCCCUAAGCAGUCCUUCUCUCCGUCUCGGGUGAGCAUUCUGGGCUCAGGGGGCUCUGACAGCGCCCAGUUUGUAACCCCGCCCAGCAGCCCUCUCACCACCAGGAAAGGUCAGUUAAGGAAGGAGGCAUCUAUAGACCGUGUCUCAGUGUCACCCCCACCCCCAGGGCGUGUCAUCUCUGAUGUGGGGGCCAGACUGGGAUCCAGCGACACAUUGGAACCAGACCAGGAUGGGAACCUGUUCACCUUGCGCAAAGACGGCUCGGUCAGCCCAAGGUUCCCUUCACCAGCACGCUUCAGCAGCCCCCAGCAAGGCAGCUCUGGUAGAUCUAGCAGCCCCCAUCUGUCAUCCAGCCCCUCAAGGGCCCAUGCAGGAUCCCCGUCUGUAGGGGCCCAGGGUCAGGAAGGGGUCAAGGUCGCAUUCAACAUCGGGGCCACUGGCAAGGAUGACGCUGGCAGACUUUCACCGAAGAACAUUCGCAAGGAUCGUGGUCGUCAAUUGAGAACAAAACGAGACCGAGCAUCGUCGCCCUCGCAGCGAGACGUGGCACCAAUGGGUAGAGCUCGAGCAAUGUCCGCCUCCAUGGUAAUGGAUCGACCGAAACUGUACAUGAGAGAGGCAAUGUCUCCGUCUGUUGCUGAGGCACUAAGGGCGGUGUUUGCAGCGUUUCUCUGGCAUGAAGGUAUCGUGCAUGACGCCAUGGCAUGCGCUUCUUUCCUGAAGUUCAACAGCAGUUUAACAAAGGAAAUGUCUUCAUUGAGUAAAUCUAAGAAGUCAUCCGAAAAGCAGAGAAUUAGACAUGCAACCGAUUCGAGUAAAGAUCAGCCUAAAAAGAAGGAAAAUAUUAAUGAGCCUCGAGUAAGGUUUAAGUUGGAUGCAAAAGCUGCUUCCGAUGAUAAGCCGGACACCCAUUAUUCUGACUCGGAAAAGAAGAAGGAUCAAAUGAAGCUGAAAUCAGACACGAAGACCUUUGAACAUUUUGUUCUGCCUGAAAAGUCCAUACCUGCGUCAGAGCGUGAGCCCCAGCUUCCCCCGACCCUGCAGCACCUGGUCUAUUUCUGGGACGAAUUGUCGUCUGCUACACAAAGGGUCAUUGUCCAGGAGCUAGUCUACCCUGGCCCAGCCAUCGCCAUCAAGAGCAAGAAACCGGAGAAGAAAGAUGAGAAAAAAGAGAAGGAGAAACGAUCAAAGAAGAAGAAAGAGCACAAGCAGCACAUCGGUCGGGGAGAGGUCCUGUUUGGUCAAGGCAUGUUUGGCCCAGCGGGGGAGCGGGAGUCCAACUGUGAGCUGUGCAAUGGCAUGUUUCCACACCCUGUGACCUAUCACAUGCGUCAAGCCCACCCUGGCUGUGGGAGGCAUGCGGGAGGCAAGGGGUAUAACAGCGGGGGAAACUUCUGCGACGGGUGGGCAGGUAACUGUGGAGAGGGGGGUGUGGGAGGGAGCAGCUGGUAUCUCAUCUGUGACACAUGCAGGGAGAAGUACCUGAAAGAGAAACGACAGGCGCAGAAAGAGAAAGACAAGGUGAAGAAAAUGAAGAAGAAAACAAAUGCCUCACGCCAGCAGAACAUGAUGUUGCCUGUGGAUCCUCACAUAGUGUUGAAGAACAAUGCCAUGUUUCUGCUAGACCUAGCCAGUGCGUCUGGGUUCCAGCUGCCCACCCAAUCACACAAGAAGCAGUCCCCCACAAGGUCCGACCCCCUGCUGCCUAUAGUAGCUGAGGAGUACAGAGUGGACCUGAACCCUUUCCCUCAGAUCCCGUUCCAGUACCUGAUCCGACUGAGCGCUCAGAGCUCUGAUUCGGCCUUUGCGGAUGAUUUCUACAUUGAUGAAGGAGAGCGGGUGUUUGUGCGUUCCGGCUCCCUGAGCAUGCAGCAGCGCCCUGUGGCCCCUUACCGGCCCCGACUGCCCACCGAGCCCCGUCACAGCCCCCUAGCAAGAUCUGGUUCCCUGGGCAAGGAGACACGGCCCCUCUCCACCAUCAUACCUCCAUCAACAUCUAUGGAUGGCUGUAAACUGGAUGUGAAUGAAGCAAGGACAGCCAGUGACUGUGCGAGCCCCGAGUCAGACCCUGACUGGGCUGAUGACGGGAAGAAAGGCCCUUUCCAGCGCAGUGUGUCAGAGAUUGUGUCUGAUGAUGGCGGGUCCAAUGCCCAGGAUAAGGGCACUCUGGGGCGGCUGUUUGGGUCAAGACGGAGGAAUAACAGUGGUGGGGUUGGAGAUGGAGGCACGUUGCUCAAGAAGCCGUCGGCCGCAAUGACCAAGCUGAUCACGUCGGUGAAAGAGGACCGUUCUGGCAUGCCUCUGAACCACCAGGAGCGCGCACUCACACGGCCUGUCAUGGCGUUCAUAGUGCAAAGACAUGACCUGGAGGGACUGCAGCUUGCCAUGAGGCAGGCGCUUCGCAAGGCCACGUGCAGGGUGUUUGCUCUACAGGCCCUGAACUGGCUGCUGCGCAUGGUCACUCAGGCCACAUGCAUCCACGACAUCCUCUGGUUCUUUGUGUCUGCCCUCGUCCCAUUGGAUGAUGAGGUGGAGGAGGAGGAGGUCAAGGUCGCUGACAAGGUCGAGCCAGGGGGCGCUGCAGUGGCAGCACCACUUCCUGUCAACAAGGAGAAAAAAGACCCAAAGAAAGAACAGGAGGAGGUUCCAGUGUGUGACCAUCCGAUGGCAGAUAUCACCAUCGCUGGAAAGGCCGUGGACCCCCUACCUGAGACGUUCCAUAGCUUCCUACAGAGCAUAGCUGACGUCACCAUGUCCCUGCCCAUUGGAUCAGAUAUACAGCAAAUGGCGUUGCGCUGUUUCUGUAUGAAGUUCCGCCAGUCUGACCACCAGUUCCUACACGAGAGCCACGUGUUCUCCAACAUCAGUCAGAUCCUGAGCAAGUCAGACGAGCUGGCAGAGGAGGCCAAGAAUGGAGUUGUAGAUCAGUCCCACUACAAGCUGAUUGCUUUGAAGGACUUGACACCUAACGCAGAAAUCAAGGCCUCCAGUCGUCAGGCCAUGAUAGCCAGUCUCACUGACAACUCAACGGAGACAUUCUGGGAGAGUGGAGAUGAGGAUCGUAACAAGCUGAAGACCCUCACAAUCACCUGCCAGGGGGCGGCCAAUCCACGCAUCGUCUAUGUGCACAUUGAUAACACUCGGGACCUCGGGAACAAGGUCACCAAUGUCAUGUUCAGUGCUGGAGCGUCAACUGACGAUAUGAAAAAAAUUCUGCAGUUGGAGGUGGAUACUCGUCAUAUCGGAUGGAUUAAUUGCCCGAUCCCUGAGGAGGAGUGCAAGUGUCUGCAGCUGUCUCUGCGCGGGCCAGACCACAGCCUGCGUGUGCGCCAAGUCAAGGUGCUCGGAGACUCGAUCCAGCUCCCCAUCCGGCGCAGUGCAUCACUCAUCCAGCAGACAAACUGUGAGGCGGAGACUCUGAAGGUGUUUCGGCUGCUGACCUCUCAGGUGUUUGGCCGACUGAUAGACAGGCUGGACAAGCAUAGUCUGGACACGGCUGACCAGCGGGACAGUGACCCUGACCUCAAAGAGCACAUGGUUGGCAUCCUGUUCAGUCGCAGUGGAAAGCUGUCCCAUCUGCAGAAACAGGUUUGCUCGCACAUUGUGCAAGGCAUCAAGAAGGAGACUGUACGAGUCCGUGAUGAAUGGGAGACAUGUCUUCUGCUGAAACAGGACCCAUAUGAGAACAGGUCCAAUGACAUGUUCUGUUUUGAGCUGGUCAGCAUGGUGACAGCCCUGACGGGGUCAGGUGUAGGUCGGGUGUACUUGGCCCAGCAGAGUGGGCUCCUCAAGGACCUGUUCUCUCUGCUGCAUACUGCCUCGCCCCGGGUCCAGAGACAGGUUGUGUCAGUACUACGGCGCGUGUUACCAGACGUGAAGCCCCAAGCACUGGCAGCCAUAUUGGGCGUGCCCACCCUCCCACCGGUGGAGUACAGCAUCGUUAGUCUGGCCAGCAAGGACGAUGAUGAGCGCGGGUUCGACCCCCGCCGGCCCUGCAUCCUGGACGUGUUCCUGGCUUGUAUCGCCAAGGCGCUCACCGUGCAGAUGAAGGUCAAGACUGCAGGGUCACAUAAAGGGGUCACGUCUGUCACCCUCGGAGAGUGUCUGGGCAAGGAGGCGGGCAUAGAUGCGACUGACCCCAGAUGGUGGCUACGAGGCACCAUGACCAGCAGCCUGGCCAACAAUGUGGUGUCUCUCAUCCAGGACAUGGCGGUGGGCAAGCUCUCCGACACCUGGACCUCCAUCACCAAGGCCGCCAUUGCAGAGGCCAUACUGGCCCUUACCAGACUGAGUGAGGGGCUCCGGGCACCUCAGGCCUGCAGCACAACUCCUGCUCUGUGGCUUGCCCUGGCCUCCCUGUGCGUGUUGAAUCAAGACCAUGUUGAGCGCCUCACGUCCGGGGAAUGGGUAAGCUCCCCUAAUGGCACGCACGGCCAGCCCCGCCCCACUUGCGAUAACCAUGAUGACAGUGAGACACCGGCCAUCAUCAUGUGUGUAGACUGUGGCAGCAAGAACCUGUGUGCGGACUGCGACCGAUUUCUGCAUCUCAACAGGAAGAUGCGUACUCACCAGAGACAGGUGUUCAAGGAGGAAGAGGAGGCUAUCAAGGUGGACCUCCACGAGGGCUGUGGGCGCACCAAGCUGUUCUGGAUAAUGGCCCUGGCUGACUCCAAGACACUCAAAGCCAUGGUGGAGUUCAGAGAGGGAAAAGGAAAGGCUGCUGGUCCUGCAGGGAAGGCAGGGCAGGCACCUGCAGAUUCUGUGGUACCACCUCUAACACUGGCCUGUUAGCCAUGGGCAAUGUAUGCGGGGACCCGAUAUGUCAGGU